CAGAGAAGAAAAGAAAAGAGGGAAGAAAGCGACUCAGUGCUCGUGGUAAGCCAAGUUCUUCUUAGCGCUCGUACGGCUACAAAGGCUCUCACUCUCUCGUUCUGGCUCUCUCUCUUUCACACACACACAGACAGACACACACUUCACCAGAUCACACACACUCAAAAACACAAAGCAGAAGUGGACAAAGACACAAAGUUUCAGUCGCUACAGUCGGCUAUGGCGCAGGGCUCUGACAGCAAUGACACAAGUUACAAGUCCCCAUCACCUGGAAGCAGACAGAGCUCAGACGACCCAAAGAAGGUGAUGCGGCGCGAGAAGAAUCGAAUCGCUGCCCAGAAGAGCAGGUUGAGGCAAACUCAAAAAGCUGACAGCCUUCACUUGGAGAGUGAGAACCUGGAGAAGGAAAAUGCCGCCUUGAGGAAGGAGGUGAAGCAGCUGACAGAGGAGGCCAAGUAUCUGUCGUCUGUGCUGAGCAGCCACGAACCUCUGUGCACCGGCCUGGCUCCUCAGACCCCGGACCUCCUCUAUCCUCCUCAUCACAGCAGCUACAGCACCAGCCAAAAGUUUGGGGUGUAUCCAAACUUUUGACUGGCACUGCACCACCGCCAGCAAAUCGCUGUACCACACUACCAGCGCUAACCCCCUCCCCCUCCCAACUGACUACUGAAGAUGUACUGCGAAACAGACGACUGACCUCAAUGGAGAGAGACUGACUGGAGAUAUUUCAAUCAGUGUUAAAAACCUGAUCACAGAGUAACAUGACAGACCAACGUGUCUGCCACACACGGCAGCCAAACUGUAAUUAUUUAUUUCGCUUCUGCUCGUCUCUCUGCUUUUCUGAUUUAUUAUCAGCAAUCUAUCUGUGAACUUAAAUGGCUCAUUGAGUAGAAUUAUCAGCCAGUCCAUGUUUACACAGAGUGAAGAACCAACCUAGUAUAUAAAUGUUGAAGUGACUCAGGCGAUAUUUUUGUAAAUUGCAUACUUUUAGUGUGAAGGAGAGCCACCUUUAUCAUCUCACCCACCUUGUUUUGUUUUUGUUUUUUCGUUUUGUUUUUGUUUUUUGUGUUGUUCACUGUUUUAGUGUGUUACUGUUGAUUGCUAAUUCUCAGGACCUUUUGACAGAUUUGAUUGUGGACAAAGAGAAUGUAAAGUCAAGAUCCUAAGAAAAGAGGUUUUUCAGACUGUGUACCAAAAAAAAAAAGCAAUUGUUGAUGAUGAAGAAUUGGAACCUGGCGUUCAAAAGGUCUUGACUUCUGUUGAUAAAGCUGAUAUGUGAGAAGAGCCAGCUGAUCUAUUUAUUAAAUGUAAUGCCUUUUAGGAUGA
Pundamilia nyererei is the source of this 1326-nucleotide messenger RNA. RefSeq names its product basic leucine zipper transcription factor, ATF-like (gene batf). Gene Ontology annotation, molecular function: DNA-binding transcription factor activity, RNA polymerase II-specific; RNA polymerase II cis-regulatory region sequence-specific DNA binding. The record is from RefSeq and is a predicted model, not a curated record. Gene Ontology annotation, biological process: regulation of transcription by RNA polymerase II. Gene Ontology annotation, cellular component: nucleus. NCBI's taxonomy places the organism in Eukaryota, Metazoa, Chordata, Actinopteri, Cichliformes, Cichlidae. Bases 220 to 591 code for a protein of 123 amino acids. The transcript is spliced from 3 exons.